AUGACGUUGGGCAAGCGCAAGCGCGCGCCAUGGCAGGCCGAGGCCGAGGAGCACCAGUGGGAGCGCCAGCAGCAGUUGCAGGCCAUGGACAUGACCACGGCGAUGCAGCAGAUGACCGGCCAGGCCCGCAUGCAGUUCCGCGGCGUGCAGGCCAGCGCCAUGGCCGCCAUCCAGCAGGGCCGCAGCCCGGUGGUGGCCAUCAUGCCCACGGGGGGUGGCAAAAGCAUGUUGUUCAUAUUACCCGCGUGGGCCGUGCCCGGCGGUACCACCAUCGUGGUGGUCCCAUUGAUAUCGUUGCGCCAGGACAUGGCGCGGCGGUGCCAGCAGCUAGGGGUGUUAUGCGUGGCGUGGGACUGGCAGCGGCCGCCCGACGAGGCGGCCAUCGUGUUAGUGACGCCCGAGUCCGCGGUGACGAGCGAUUUCCAGUCGUUUAUCAACCAGUUGGUGAUGAUGCGCCGGUUGGACCGCGUGGUGGUGGACGAAUGCCAUAUUAUCAUGAAUGCGCAGAAGGAUUUCCGGCCGCAGAUGGCGCAGUUAGGCCGGUUAGUCCGGGCGCGGUGCCCGAUGGUGUAUUUAACCGCCACGUUACCCCCGCAGAUGGAAGGCGAGUUCAGCCAGCGCAUCCAUUACCCACGCGACUAG
Molecule: messenger RNA, 642 nt
Organism: Aspergillus calidoustus
Lineage: Eukaryota; Fungi; Ascomycota; Eurotiomycetes; Eurotiales; Aspergillaceae
Source: the annotation of a GenBank genome assembly